Molecule: messenger RNA, 1028 nt
Organism: Adineta steineri
Lineage: Eukaryota; Metazoa; Rotifera; Eurotatoria; Adinetida; Adinetidae
Source: the annotation of a GenBank genome assembly
GCGAUAGUGUAAUGAGAGAAACAAAUGAUGAUCAAUGUCCAUUUCGAGUAUCUUCGCUUCGACGAAAAGUUUAUUUAAAUCAACAAUGUACAGCUGGUCAACCAAUUCUCUGCAAUCAUAUUAAUAUCAACACCAAAUGGAAACAACAUGGAAUUACUAUUGUUGGAGGUAAUGCAGAAGGCGAACAAUUAAAUCAACUCUCUUGGCCUGUCGGUAUCUAUGUAGAUGAUGAUGAUCAAACUAUUUAUGUUGCUGAUUAUGGUAAUCAUCGUAUUGUUGAAUGGAAAUAUGGAGCAUCGAGUGGCCAAGUUGUUGCCGGCGGAAAUGGAGCAGGCAGUCGAAGUGAUCAAUUGUGUGGUCCAACAGGUGUGAUUGUUGAUAAAAAGAAUGAUGCUCUUAUCAUUUGUGAUCAAGAAAACAGACGAGUAGUACGAUGGCCUCGUCAAGAUGGUAUACAUGGAAAAACAAUCAUUUCUGAUAUUGAUUGUUGGGGAUUAACAAUGGAUGACAAUGAAGAUCUUUAUGUCUCUGACACAAAGAAGAAUGAAGUGAGACGAUGGAAACAAGGAGAAACAGAAGGAACAAUAGUAGCAGGUGGGAAUGAACAAGGAAAUCAGCUCAAUCAACUCAAUUGGCCUACUUGUAUCUUUGUCGAUAAAGAUCAUUCAGUUUAUGUAUCUGAUCGUGGCAAUUAUCGUGUGAUGAAAUGGAUGAAAGAUGCAGAAGAAGGUAUUGUUGUUGCUGGUGGAAAUGAUGAAGGGAUUAGUUUGACACAAUUGUCUUGUCCUGAUGGAAUCAUUGUCGACGAUUUGGGUACUGUUUAUGUGGCUGACUGGACUAAUGAUCGAAUAAUGCGUUGGUGUGAAGGAUCUUCCGAAGGUACUAUUGUUGCUGGUGGAAACGGAGAAGGAGAACGACCAAAUCAGUUCUGGCAUCCCACAGGUUUAUCAUUGGAUGUUCAAGGUAGUCUCUAUGUUGUGGAUGAUUGGAAUCAUCGAAUACAAAAAUUUGAUAUUGAUUUCAAUUAA